AUGGCUUCUGGUGUUGCCAGCAUCAUCCUCCUUGUUGUGCUCUCUAGCUUGGUGGCCUCCUCUGCUGCGAGAUUCUCCAAAAUCCAGGACGUCUGCCAGCCAUUCGGUGAGCUCCAUGCCCCCGGCGGGCAUUCGUGCGACGAGUGCUGUAAAGAGGGCGAGAGCUAUCCCCAGUACGAAUGCUCGCCGCAAGUGACUGGCGCGACCAAGGCGAUCCUCACCGUGAAUGACUUUGAGGAGGGCGGCGAUGGUGGAGGUCCAUCGGAAUGUGACAACCAGUAUCAUGACAAUUCGGAGCCUGUUGUGGCGCUCUCCACGGGCUGGUAUGCAAAGGGCAGUCGGUGUGGGAAAUUUGUGAGAAUCUCCGCGAAUGGGCGAACGGUGAGUGCAAAGGUGGUGGACGAGUGUGAUUCCGUCAAUGGCUGUGACAAGGAGCACGCGUUCGAGCCACCUUGCCUUAAUAACAUUGUGGAUGCAUCGCCCGUGGUGUGGAAGAAGCUGGGGGUCUCCCAGGACGAUGAUGACUAUGGAUACAUGAAGAUUACGUGGGACGUCUGCAAUCCAUCCGGUGAGCUCCACUCCCCCGGCAGGCUAUCAUGCGAUGAGUGCUGUAAAGAGGGCGAGAGCUAUCCCCAGUACGAAUGCUCCCCGCAAGUGACUGGCGAGACCAUAGCGAUCCUCACCGUGAAUGACUUUGAGGAGGGGGGCUACGGUGGAGGUCCAUCGGAAUGUGACAACCAGUAUCACGACAAUUCGGAGCCUGUUGUGGCGCUCUCCACGGGCUGGUAUGCAAAGGGCAGCCGGUGUGGAAAUUUUGUAAGGAUCUCUGCGAAUGGGCGAACGGUGAGUGCAAAGGUGGUGGACGAGUGUGAUUCCGUGAAUGGCUGUGACAAAGAGCACACGUUCGAGCCACCUUGCCUCAACAACAUUGUGGAUGCAUCCCCUGCGGUGUGGAAGGCGCUGGGGAUCUCCCAGGAUGAUGGUGACUAUGGAUACAUGAAGAUUACGUGGGCUAUGGGUUGA
Messenger RNA from Selaginella moellendorffii, 1023 nucleotides. Its product is annotated as putative ripening-related protein 1. The record is from RefSeq and is a predicted model, not a curated record. The transcript has 2 exons. Lineage: Eukaryota; Viridiplantae; Streptophyta; Lycopodiopsida; Selaginellales; Selaginellaceae. The coding region runs from base 1 to 1023 and encodes 340 amino acids.